This is a messenger RNA of Rasamsonia emersonii CBS 393.64, 594 nucleotides long. RefSeq lists its product as uncharacterized. NCBI's taxonomy places the organism in Eukaryota, Fungi, Ascomycota, Eurotiomycetes, Eurotiales, Trichocomaceae. Gene Ontology annotation, molecular function: Rho GDP-dissociation inhibitor activity; protein binding. Gene Ontology annotation, cellular component: cytosol; membrane; cytoplasm. Bases 1 to 594 code for a protein of 197 amino acids. The record is from RefSeq and is a predicted model, not a curated record. Gene Ontology annotation, biological process: Rho protein signal transduction. The transcript has 4 exons.
AUGUCUGACCACGACGAUGAUCUCGUUGCGUCCAAGACGGAGGGUUUCAAGCUUGGCGAGAAGAAGACAAUAGAGGAAUACACGAAAUUGGACGCGCAUGAUGAGUCUCUGAACCGCUGGAAGGCGUCCCUUGGUCUGAAUACCGGCCAGCCCAUCGCGGACCCUAACGACCCGAGAAAGUGCAUCAUCAAAUCCCUCGCCAUCGAAACGGAGGACCGGGGGGACAUCACGGUGGAUCUCACGGGCCCCGGAGCUCUGGAGGAGCUCAAGAACAAGCCCUUCAAGAUCAAGGAGGGCGCCAAGUUCCGCACCAAGGUCGUCUUCCAGGUGCACCACGAGGUGUUGAGCGGUUUGAAAUAUCUCCAGGUCGUCAAGCGCAAGGGAAUCCGGGUCAGCAAGGACGAAGAGAUGCUGGGAAGUUACGCGCCCAAUACCACCGACAAGCCUUACUAUGAGAAGAAAUUCCACCAAGAGGAGGCUCCUUCGGGUAUGAUCGCCCGAGGACAUUACAACGCCAUCUCCAAGUUUGUGGACGAUGACGACGUCACGCACCUCCAGUUCGAGUGGUCUUUCGAAAUCGCCAAGGACUGGUAG